Messenger RNA from Rosa rugosa (rugosa rose), 1526 nucleotides. RefSeq lists its product as uncharacterized. NCBI's taxonomy places the organism in Eukaryota, Viridiplantae, Streptophyta, Magnoliopsida, Rosales, Rosaceae. Gene Ontology annotation, biological process: intracellular signal transduction; peptidyl-serine phosphorylation. Gene Ontology annotation, molecular function: protein serine/threonine kinase activity; ATP binding. The record is from RefSeq and is a predicted model, not a curated record. The transcript is spliced from 6 exons. The coding region runs from base 462 to 1154 and encodes 230 amino acids.
UUCAAUCCUUCAGAUCUACACCAAAACAACAUGCCACUUCCUCCUCUCUCUCUCUCUCACGCUUUAUUCACUGAGCUCGAAACCCUAACCUAGCGAUCCUCGGCCUCCACUGAAGCGAGAGAUUUGGUGAGAAGCGGAGGAGAUCGAGCUUCAUUGACGACGUGCCCGAGGAGGAGGACGAGAAGGAAGAGGAUGACGAUGAAUACGGCCCCAAUCGUGGUUGCGGCGGCGGGAUUAGUAAGCGGAGCAAAAAGAGGCCCUCCGGUGGGUUUUCUUGAUCUCGAAGCAGUGGAUGAUUCAGAUGAUUCAGAUGAGGACGAGGACGGUACGGAUAAAUCUCUUUUUCAUUCAAAUGUAAAAUCCAAUAGAAGCUUCUAUUUUCUUCUCCCCACCCCCCUGAAAUGGGCUGAGACUCUGAUCCGGAUUUGCAAUUCGGGGCGGGUUGGAUCGGGUUUUCGGAAAUGGAAGGCGGAGACGGGACGAUGCGGCUCGGGGCUCUCAACAUGAAGGCGGAUCGGGUGAGGUUCGAUUCGAGUCCCGAUGUGUCGGUUUCGUCGGCGGUGACCAAGCAGAAGGCGGCGGCGGCCAAGCAGUUCAUUGAGAAUCACUACAAGAACUAUCUACAAGGACUACAGGAUCGGCAAGAGAGACGUCGAGCACUUCAAAGGAAAGUGCAAGAAGAUCAGGUACCGGCUGAGGAACAAGAAGAGAUGAUGAGGAAUUUGGCACGCCGAGAAACAGAAUAUAUGAGACUCCAAAGACGUAAAAUCGGAAUUGAUGAUUUUGAGCAAUUAACUGUAAUUGGAAAAGGUGCCUUUGGCGAGGUAAGGUUAUGCCGUGCAAAAGGUACAGGAGAGAUUUUCGCUAUGAAGAAAUUGAAGAAAUCAGAGAUGCUUAGCCGUGGACAGGUUGAACAUGUGCGUUCUGAGAGAAAUUUGCUUGCUGAGGUUGAUAGUCGGUGUAUUGUGAAACUUUAUUAUUCAUUUCAAGAUUCCGAUUUCUUAUACCUUAUCAUGGAGUAUUUACCUGGUGGUGACAUUAUGACAUUAUUGAUGAGAGAAGAUACUCUUUCUGAAGAUGUUGCACGUUUUUAUAUGGAUGAGGGAAUGAAUGUAGGACCCUUAUACUAUGAAUCUCUAAGGCUUGACUGCUAGUAUGUGAAAUGCUGGCAAAUUAGGCUGCUUUAAUUUCAAAGGCUCCUCAAGCUGCAGGGACCAUCCAUACUGAUUUUGAGAGAGGAUUCAUUUGUGCUGAGGACUCUUAUGAGUAUCUAUUUAAAGAGCUGAGCAAGUAUAGAUGGAUCAUUCUCAGGCUAUAAUUAAAGAGUUGGUGUAUGAAAAGCAAUUGGAUAGGCAAGAAAUGGAUGACUUGAUGAAGCAAGAUGAGCUAGAAGUUGAAAGAAAGUUGAGAAAGCUUUGGCUGAUCUUUGUUUUUUAACAACCUUUGGUUGGUCUUAGAAUUGUGAUUGUUGGUUGGUUAUAGAUGAUGGGUUUCAUAAUAUUUUUCAAUUUAUGAUAUUUGCUGCA